Calliphora vicina (urban bluebottle blowfly) is the source of this 588-nucleotide messenger RNA. RefSeq names its product mpv17-like protein. NCBI's taxonomy places the organism in Eukaryota, Metazoa, Arthropoda, Insecta, Diptera, Calliphoridae. The record is from RefSeq and is a predicted model, not a curated record. Gene Ontology annotation, cellular component: cytoplasm; mitochondrion; membrane. Gene Ontology annotation, biological process: cellular response to reactive oxygen species. The transcript has a single exon. Bases 24 to 563 code for a protein of 179 amino acids.
AAAGUAUUUCUCUAGCCAUUAUCAUGUUCACCAAAGCUGCAACCCGCAUAACAUCCUAUUUACCGGAAUGUUAUCGAGCCGCCGGUAUAAUGGCCGCAGGAGAUAUUCUGGCACAAACAGUAGUGGAGAAAAAGGAGUUCAAAAACCUGGAUUACGUACGUACAAUAAAAUACAGUUCUUUGGGUUUCCUAUUUGUGGGACCGGUACUAAAAUACUGGUUUGGCCUGUUGGAUCGCAGCAUAACGAUAAAACAACAGCGUUUGCAACGUACAGUGAAAAAAGUUUUGGUAGAUCAAGCCAUUAUGGCACCAGCUUUAAAUUUAUCAAUAACUGCACUAGUGGGACUGAUAAACGAGGAAAGCAGUGAUACCAUUAAGGAACGUAUAAAAGUUCAGUAUCCAGAUAUUAUGAAGAACAACUACAUCUUUUGGCCAGCGAUACAAAUGGUCAACUUUAGUAUUGUACCUUUAAAAUACCAAGUGGUAUUUGUGCAACUGAUAGCGGUAGUAUGGAAUUGUUUUGUAUCCCAAAUGUUGAAUGAUGAAAUAGAUGUUAAACAGUGAAUGUCAACAUUUACAAGGCGCAAUG